Molecule: messenger RNA, 11667 nt
Organism: Neofelis nebulosa (Clouded leopard)
Lineage: Eukaryota; Metazoa; Chordata; Mammalia; Carnivora; Felidae
Gene: ANKRD35
Product: ankyrin repeat domain 35
Exons: 14
Coding region: 5314-8367 (1017 amino acids)
Molecular function (GO): actin binding
Source: RefSeq, a predicted model, not a curated record
UUUUGCAACGUCAGAGUAGGGCAGGGCCAGGGGCGGAGUUUUAAGGCCAGUUCUCGGGUUCUCGUAUCUGAUUGAGCCCAGCGGGUCCUGGGGCGGGUCCUGGAACGGGUCCCACUCUGCUUUUGACAGCUCUCUCUUGCAGAGCCGCAGCCGAGUCCCGUGGGUUCGGGAACCUGUAGCCCCGUUCUCCGCGCGUCCCCGUCCCCCCGUGGCUCUGGCCCUUGCCAUGAAGCGCAUCUUCUCCUGCUCCAGCUCACAGGUGGCGCUCUUCCACUCCCGCAAUGCAGCCCGCCAGCCCUGCCUUCCCCAAGACCCUGGUCCUCUAGCCGCCGACUUGCCUUCCUAACGUCUGCCCUUCCCCAAGUUCCUUUCUCUUGGCCCUUUCUUGUCCUCCUAGCAUGUGCACCCCCAACUUCUAAGAUAUUUCCUGCAGCCCCUGCCCCUCCCUGAAGGCCGUGUCUACUUUUGCUCUCUCACAGUACUGAACACCAAGCAUUUGCUCUAUCCCCAGUCCCUGCUCAGCCCCAAGUUCCACUCUAUGUCCCAAGUUUUGCCCCACAGCCCCAUUUUCGGCCCUGAUCUGUCCUUCCAACCCUGCCCUCUCAUAUGGCUCUAUCCUUGCUGUUUCCUCUCGGCCCAACAAACUCCCAGGCCAGUGCCUUCCAUUAGCCCUGCUUCAAAAUCUUCUCUGUCCCUGCCUCCCAUCUCUCCACCCCCCCCCCCCCGGCCUCUUCCACUCCUGCUAUCUCAUCAGCACCAGUGGCUCUCCAACAUCGCUCCAGACUUCUUUCCAAUUGGUACUCCCACACCAGCAGCCUCCUCCUUGCCCCCUUAGGCUCCCUGCCCCUCUCUGCCCAAUGGUUGUCAACCCUAGUUUUCCCCCUUUUGCCCCAACCUCCUUCUGCCUGCUCUCUGUGGGUUAAUCUUGCAGUCCCCCAGCCUGGCAGGCACUGGUAGAGGAGACAUACUUGUCUGGCAGCUCCCCAAGGAACUGGGUAAGUUGCCUGCAGAAUCCACCCUGGCCAGCUCACUGCAGUGUCUGGUUAUCAGACUGGUUCUUGGACCAGUCAAGACCUCCUGCCUGCUUCUCCCCAGAAUCUUCCUUCAUUCAGAACCCUUACUCAGUUGCUUAGGCCUUGUGCUCUCUGCUUCCUGGACUGAGUUGGGGAAAGGUGACCAUAGGAGAAGAGGGUAUAGUGGAUGCUCUCUGAGAGCUCCCAGUAGAAGUCACUCUAUCCCCCAUGUUCUCCCAGAAAACAACACGAGGCCGAUUACACAAGGUGGGGCACAGAGAGGACGUAGCUGCCUCUUCCCUGAAGAUCUCUUAUAGAGAGACCCCCUAUCUGGGGAUGGCAUUUUCUGUGGAGAUUGGGAUUGGGGCUCAUUUAGAAGUGAAGUAGCCAGCGACCUGUGGGAAUAUUACUUAGCCUAACCUGACUUAGUGGUGUCCCUCAGGAGCAAACAUGAGAACAGCUCAGCUUGCUCUGCAAGGGCAGGCCACAGAAGCCUGGACGUGAGUGAGCUAUGAGGCAAGAGUAAGAACUCUGUUGAGGCCUGUCCUUGUCCCACUUGUGAUUGCUUCUCCUGUCAUCUCCACACAUGGAUCAGCCAAUCAAAAUGCAUUUACUGGCUGACUAGGAUAGGUACCAGAAACUGAAGCUACUCAGAUUCUGUCUUAACUGAUAAUGAUUUUCUGAUUCACACGGACACUUCCCUAGUCACUGAAAGUCCUCCACAUUGCCCUUCCCUUUCCGGUCUGUGCAGUCUGCCUGCUCCUUAGGAAUGGGGAAAUUAUUUCAUUUUUCCUGAUUCUCCAAUCCUUGGUCAGUGUCUCCUUUCCAAGGUGCUGGAGUAAGCAAUGGACGGAAUGUUGGAAUUUGGAAACAUCCCUCCCUCACGCCAGCUCUACAGAUGUUUGGCUAUGAAGAAUUUCCACCCAUUCUCGACUCUUUUUAGUGUCACAAGCUCAUAGGAAGUGAAUUGGGUGGACUUAGAGCUAUCUAGCUGGAAAGAAAACAGUUGCCUCGGUCAGGAUGGAUCACAAAAAGCUUAAAAAAUAGGCCAGUGUCAGCUGCAAAUUGUUUCCUCCUGAAACUUCCUCACCCUUAUGAUAAAUUCCUCCACUCCUUGGGUGGCUAACCACUCUGAACAUGUUUGUCAGAGAAACAAUGCAACAAGCCUUCCUGGCCACUCCCAAAGCCUGGCUUCCAAGUCUCACCGGAGGAUUGCCCCUGCCUGUCUCCACUCCCACCCCCGGGUCCAGGGCCAGAUCCCCGCACCCUUAGAUUGAGAUCAGGAUCGAAGAUCAGUGAUCAUUUUAAAGUUAAUCUAAGUUAUCCAGAAUAUAAAGAGCAAAACAAAGACACAAAUAAAAACCCGGCUCUUAUGGUCUCGUUUUAUUUUAGUCUGAUUGAUAGAUGGUGCUUUUUGAGGGAGUCUUACCUAUUAGCUUUCUCUGCCUAUGUAGGAAGUAGACCAAAAAAUAGCUUUCAACAGUUGGCACUGAAUCAGCUUAGAGGAAUGUCAAUUGCAUUAAAAAAAAUUUUUUUUUUGAGAGUCAGCUCCUGCUUCCUCUAAGGCAGCCUUUCCAUUUCCAUGCACCUGUCCUACACACGUAGCCAGUCUUUCUCUCUCUCCUGUUGGUGUGUCCCAUCUCAGUAGGAUGCUUAUGGGCACACAGCCAGAGAUAAGGUAAGGCCACAAUUACUUGUACAAAGGCCCCUAAUCUUGGCUACAGAAAUACAAGGCUUAUCCUUGUUUUUGAGUCUGCUGAUUAAUGUGGUGAUUGCUCCCUUGAGGCUGUGAUGGCAACCCAGUGCCUCUUGUCCAAGGAGCUGGGGUGAGCAGUGGACUGGAUCUUGGAAUAUGGAAGCAUCCUCUGUCCUUCAUCCUAGUUCUACAGAGGUUUGGCCGUGACGAAUUUCCACCUAUUCUAAAUUCUUCUUAGGGUAACAAGAUUAUAGGAAACAAACAAGGUGGAUUUAGGGGCACUUGGGUGGCUCAGUUGGGCGUCUGAGUCUUGAUCUUGGCUCAGGCCAAGGUCUCAUGGUUCGUGGGUUCGAGCACUGGGUUGGGCUCUGCGCUAUCAGUGCAGAGCCUGCUUGGGAUCCUCUCUCUCUCCCUUUCUCUGCCUCUCUCUGUCCCAGAAUAAAUAAAUAAAACUUUAAAAAUAUAUAUAUUUAAAAAAUCAGGUGGAUUUAGAGCUCUCCAGUGGAAAGAAACGUGUCUAUGUUGCUAAGACCCACCUUCACCAUCUCUACAGCCUGGCUCUUAUGCAUUGGCUGAUAUGAGCAAGAUCCCUGCCUCCCGUUCCCCUGUAUGGAGAAUUCUGAACCCAGAAUUUCUGGCACAUCCAAAAUGUGCCCAGCAAGGCUAGGAAGGAUGGGGAUUGGAACUAGCAUUUAUUGUGCACCCACUAUGUAGCAUAGUGCUAGGUGCUUUAUAGCACAUUAUAUCACUUGGAAGCUGAGGUUCAGAGAAGUCGUUACAUGCCUAAAUUCACAAGGACAGAACGUGUUAGAAUCAGGAUUUUCAGCGGAGGACUUCAGAUUGAGAUCAGCUGAUGGCAGUGUCCUGCGGUGGAGGCGUAAUUCUAACUUUCUGCUUUUUCUGGCUGUAACUGGUCCUCAAGGGACAUUGGAUAACAUGUUCCUACAUCCCAGAGUCUGUUGGUAUAUGGAGCAGACACUUUGUUUAUUUUGCCCUUGGAGACUUAACCUGUUUGGAGACUCUUCUCUGUGCAGGGAGUAGCAUCUGAGGGUGGGUGGCUUUGCCCCGGAGGCCGCCUUAGACUGCGUACAUGGAAAUAAGUAAACCCUCUUCCACAGUAGUGCGUGUGGUCCGGUGGUGAGGACCAGCAUUGGGCGUCAGGGGGCCUGGGUUGUGAUCUCAAUUUCACCACGAUUUUGUGGUGUGACCCUGGACAGUUAUCCGGUGACAGUGUGCUUGAGUUUGUUCUGCUGUCAGAUCAAAUAAUUUCAGCCCUGCCUGCUUUCCAGGGAUGUUGAGAGGCUAAUUGAAACAGCACUUGAAAAAGACUGUAUGGAGUCACAAGGGCUGUACUAGCCUGAGAUCACUCUUAGGGCGUGGGUGUUUCAAAUCUCUCCUGCUUUUGCGACAUAGUUUGCCCUGGCUAUGUAAGUAGUAUCCGAAAAUGAGUUAUUGGGCUGCCAUAGACCCUAUUUUUUUCCACCUCCUCCCAAAGCCUCUUUCUUGUUGCGAUUACACCUCAUAAAAUGUAAUGUAUCACCCCCCACCCCCUCCCACUUCCUGUUUGGUUAGAAGAAUACAUACGCUUGUAGGGUUCUUUACAGGUUACAAAGAGAUUUUAUAUACCUCAUAUGAGGUUAGCUCAUUUAAUGCUCACAGCGUGAUGAGGUAGUAAUUAUUUCUCACACGUUAUAGAUGGGGAAACAGAGGUGUUCCGUCGCUUGUUCUGGGUCCCAGAGGUGAGAAGUGGCCGAACCAGGCCCCGAACUCGGGCCUGCUGACAAAAUGUGCAUCCAGGACCCUUUUCACCAUAGCCCAGAUGUUUGCAUCCCUUCCCCUCUCUGGAUCCAACCAGGCUGUUCUGUGCUCUCAGCCCUGGGUGUUUCCACACAGCUCUCUCUCCUUCACGCCCUGCCAUGCCUCAAUUAUUGUAAUUACCCCACCACCUGCAAAAGUCAAGCGGGAAUGACGGAACAAUGCAUGCAGGUGUGGCUGUUGCUGGGGACAGCUGCUCCCUGCCAGGGUGAAGAGGAGGGAGGGGGACGGGAGCUGCCUCCUCAAGCCUAGCUAGAGACCUAUCUUUGCCUUUGGGUGGCUGUGCCAUGGAAGGGGAUGGAAAGGGCAUAGGAAUGAGAUGGGAAAACAGAAACUCUGCUUCCCCUCCCAGGUUGGGGGCCCAAAGCCGAGGGGUAGAGAUGGCAUGUAUGGCUGGGUAGUUGGACUCCUAGCCGUGGUGUAAAGCUAGGUGCCUUGGCGUCGCAGAAAUCUGAGGACAAGAAGCAAAGCAGCGUGGGGAGAUGAGCGGUAACGUGAGCCCAACUGGGAGUGGUCGGUGUGGUUCAGUUUGCUCGGGCAAGACCCGGAGAGCCAAAGGGAAAGACGUCGUGGCUAGGAUCGCUCUGACCUUGUGCACCUGACAGCAAUAAUCACAUAUGAUGAUUAAAAAAAAAAAAAAAAGACAUCUGAAAUACUCUGCAUCCAGUACUCGAACAUGACCAUAAACCCAGUAGUCUACAGGGCCGGCAAUAACCAGCAGUGGUUUCUCAGUGCAGCACGGAAUGAUCUAGGCUGAGGGACUUGUGGCAUGUUGGAAGGACCUCGGCAAUGUCUCUCUUCUGUUGCCUGUCAUCCUUCUUUCCUUUUUCCACUCCAACCCCACCCCCUUUGUUCGCACAAUUUGUGGCCCUGGACCAGGUGGAGAAAUGGAACCGCCGCGACCAGAAGCUGCUGGAGGCAGUGCAGCGGGGGGAUGUGGGACGCGUGGCCUCCCUGGCCUCGAGGAAGUCGGCCCGACCCACCAAGCUGAACUCGAGCGGCCAGUCCUCGUUUCAUCUGGCAGCCUCCAAAGGCCUGACAGAAUGUCUGACUAUCUUACUGGCAAAUGGAGCUGACAUCAACAGCAAAAACGAGGAUGGAAGCACUGCCCUGCAUUUGGCCACCAUCUCCUGCCAGCCACAAUGUGUCAAAGUCCUGCUGCAGCAUGGUGCCAACGAAGAUGCUGUGGAUGCAGAAAAUCGUAGUCCGCUGCACUGGGCAGCCUCCUCUGGCUGUGCCUCAAGUGUUCUCCUGCUGUGUGACCACGAAGCCUUCCUGAACGUCCCAGAUAAUGACGGACGUACACCCCUGAUGAUCGCAUCGCUGGGUGGCCAUGCAGCUAUCUGCUCACAGCUACUGCAGAGAGGUGCCCAGGUUAAUGUCACGGACAAGGAUGCCAAGUCGGCUCUGAUCCUGGCCUGUGAGAAAGGCAGCGCGGAGGUGGCCGAGCUGCUCCUGAGCCACGGGGCAGACGCAGGGGCGGUGGACAACGAGGGGCACGACGCUCUGCAUUAUGCUGUACGCUCAGAGGAUAGGGAGCUGUGGAGGCUGCUCCGGCAGGCCCUGCUCCGGCAGGGGCAGCAGGGAGGUCAGGGGCUUGCUCAACAUCCAGAUCUUACAUCCCAGGCCUCCCCAUCAGAGUCUCUGGUGGGUUCUACACCCCAGAGCCCGUGGAGAGCGGAGCCCGAGGAAGAGGAGGAGGAAGACCCAUGCCGGGAUGAGUGGAGGCAGAAGUAUGAAGAGGAGCAGAGGAAGGUUUCUCAGUUGGAGCAGGAGCUGGUGCGAAAGACGGAAGAGAGCGAGGCUCGAGCUGCAGCCUGCCUGGGCCUGGAGAACGGGAUUCGAGAGCAGGUGCAGGAGCUGGGGCUUCUCCUAUCACCACAGCCUGGGACUCCAGGAGGGCAGGGCUCUAGUCUGCGGCCUGGAGGAGAUGGCAUGGAGCAGGGUUGUCCCUUGGACCUUCUGGCUGAGCGCAUUCAAGAACUAAAGAAGCAGCAGCAGGCAGCAGCUGCAGCCAAACGGGCGUUAGCUUCUAAGAAGGCGGAGGAUUCGGUCUCGGGGGAGGUCCCGUAUGAAGCCCAUGGAGGGGCCCAACCGGAAGAACAGGGGCCACCCCAGAGCCCCAGGUCUGAGACCAUUGGGAAAGCCACAGGACAGCAGCUGACCACCAGCGGUGGACAGGCCCUUGGCCCUGAUCACACCGACAAGCCACGUGCUGGCCAGAAAGAGGGGCCCCCGGCCCCAGGGGCUGAACCAGCAGGCACGGCGGCUGCACCAGUGGGCCCCGGAGACGUGAACCAGCUCCUGCUACAACUGAGGGAGGAGCUGGCCGCGGUGUGGCGAGAAAAGGAUGCCGCGCGAGGGGCUUUGUCAAGGCCGGUCCUGGAGGGAGCUCUGGGGACACCCCGGGCCGAGGCUGCGGCAGCCGCCUGGGAGAAGAUGGAGGCCAGGCUGGAGCAGGUGCUGGUGAGGCUGGACAGGGCCAAGGCGGGAUUACCCGUGAGCCCUGAGGCCGCUGCCCGGCCCAGAGAGGGAGCCCUGCACGCCGGCCCAGAGACCACCCCCGAAGAGAAUGAAGGGGGGCGGCCAGGGGCUCCUGGGGCUCGCGGAGAGCCUCUAGGGGCCCCCUCAAGGGGACAGGUGCCUGGAGGAGGUCCGGCCAAGGGACGGUUGGAGAAGGAGGUGGCGGCCCUGCGGCUGAGCAACAGUAACCUGCUGGGGGAGCUGGGGCAGCUGGGGCAGGAGAAGCAGCGGCCGCAGGGGGAGCCGCAGUCCCUGAGCCAGUGUCUGCAGCGGGAUUUCGUCCUCAAGCCGGAGGCACAGGACCAGCUGCGGCAGUUGCGGCGCAGCGUGGGGCUGCUAAAAGAUGAACUGGCCGCGGAGAAGGAGGCCACCGAGCAGCUGCGGCAGCGCCUGGCCUCCCAGAGCAGUGGCCUCCGCGGGCUGUGGGACGACCUGCCGCCGGACGUGGUGGGCAGGGGCGUCGCGGGGCGCACGGCGGCCGAACCCCUGGAGGAGCUGCGGGCCUGCAUCCGCGCCCUGGCCGACGGGCACCGGGAGGCCCAAGCCUCGCUGGCCCGGCUGGAGCAGGAAAACCGGCGGCUGCGCGGGUCCCCUGGCCCCCGCGGGGAGCCACCCGGCACCUUCUCACAGGGCCCAGUCUCCCCCCAGGUGGCCGCUCUGGAGCAGGACCUGGGGAAGCUGGAGGAGGAGCUGCGGGCCGUCCAGGCCACGAUGAGCGGAAAGAGCCAGGAGAUUGGGACGCUGAAGAAGCUGCUGUACCAGGCCACCGAGGAGGUGGCCGAGCUGCGGGCCCGUGAGGCUGCCAGCCUGCGGCAGCACGAGAAAACGCGGGGCUCGCUGGUGGCCCAGGCCCAGGCUUGGGGCCAGGAGCUGAAGGCCCUCCUGGAGAAGUAUAACACGGCGUGCCGGGAGAUGGGCCGGCUGCGCGAGGCCGCGGCCGAGGAGCGGCGCCGCAGCGGGGACCUGGCAGCACGGGCCGCGGAGCAGGAGCGCCAGGCCGCCGAGCUGCGCGGCCGCUCCCAGCAGUUUGAGAAGACGGCCGAGGUGCUCAGGCACAAGGUGGAGCAUCUCAUCGGGGCCUGCCGGGACAAGGAGGCCAAGAUCAAAGAAUUGUUGAAGAAGCUGGAACAGCUUUCAGAGGAGGUCUUGGCAGUGCGGGGAGAAAACGCUCGCCUUGCCCUGCAGCUACAGGAUUCCCAGAAGAACCAUGAAGAGAUCAUCUCCGCCUAUAGGAAGCACCUGCUGAAUGCCACUCAGGGUUACAUGGAACAAGAUGUGUAUAAUAUUCUGCUGCGAAUCCUCAGCAUACAGGAAGAGUGAGGCAGUUGGGGCCCUGAGGGGUGUGCGAUUUCUCCUGAUUUCUCUGUUGGAGUAAGAGCAUCCCUGGCUUCCAGAGGCUCCAUCAGGCUUUGGAGGGUGGGGCCAGGCAUGGGGAUGGCAUGGGUGGGGUUCCACCUGACACUAUGGACCCCAGACCUGAGAACCUGAAGCCUGGAGUCGGCAUGAGACCAGAGGAGAUGCACGGAGGCCAGCUCUAUGGAAAAUAAAGCAGGAGGCGGUGUGGUGUUGGGUGUCCCUGCUUUCUCUGUUCAAAGGCGAGUGGGGGAAGGAAACUUUUUUUAAAAAUCACAAAUGGCCCCCAAUUAUGAUCCAUAGUAAGAAAUACACUACAUUGUGGCGCAUCUAACCUGAAAUAGUAUUUACCCUUACUAUUUUCUUUCUAGGAUAUUCUCUGCUGUUAUUCUCCACCGAAAAAAAUAUUGCUCAAAAUACAUCCAUCCGCCCAUGGGUCAAGACCCACAGGUUGAAAAAUAGCACUCUGUGAAAAUGGAGAUCGACACUCUUUCUCUUUCUCAAAUCUGUCUCUAAUCUUUUUUCUCUAUCUUGUGAUUCCUGCGUCCACUAUCUUUUUUUAAGGAGGAGAGACUGAGAGACCUGGAGUUUCUUCAAGAGGUAGAAUCUAAAAUAUUUGAUGGUAUGUCAAACCGGGCUUCUAGAUCUGAGGCACAGGGCUCACAUGGUCCGUGUUCUUUGCCCAGGUACCAAGAGGGGUUAAAAGUCUGAUUCCUGGGGAAGGGAGGAAGGGAUAUACAGAGCUGGCUUCUUCCCUCCAGUUCUGUUCUCAGACUGAAAACCGUGGAUCUCUCUUGGCCACUUCCCGUGGGUCUCCUCCCCUUCGUGUCCCUCCAACAGCCAGACUGCUAGGUGUGAGACAGGCAGCAAAUUCCUCCCCAAUCUGGAACUGCGUUUGGCCCCCUCCUUGGUCCUUCUCCCAGCCUACCCCCUGCUGGGUUAGGCUGGGUGGGAGGCCAUGGUUUGGCAGUAAACAGCCUGCCUGGGUUGAGAGGAGAGUGUGGAGGGGCUGCUUCGAAGACAGGGGCCCACAGAGGGGCUGCAGGGCCUGGCUCCAGGGUUUGGGCCAGAAGAGAGCAGCGGGGUGUAGAUCACGUCCUAGAGAGGAUGAGGGUCAGCUUUAGGAUUUGUGCAAAUGGGCACAGGACUGCUUUUGGACGUGAAGAAUGGAGACCGGAGGGGUUGAUGGAGAAAGAGAGGGUACAGCUGCCAGAGGAAGAGCAUCUGAAAGAUUGAGUCAUUUCCAUUAAGGGGAACAGAACCUCUCUUUUCUUUGAGUUACCAAAGAAUCUCGAAGGACUGUUACAAUCAUUAUUUAUGGAGUGCAGGGUGGGAAGAAUGAAGAAACUGUUGAGAGAGAGGGGUCCAGACAGGGGGAGAUGGUUUGGCUAAGUUCAAGUAUGAGUCAGGAAGCAGCUUUGGUAAUGGGAGCUGAUCCCAGGAUGGCUGAGUUAUGGGAAUGGUCAGUGAUAUGCUAACACAGGAUGGAAUGUUUCCAGCCCCUGGUCUUCCCAAACGGUGUCCCUCUGUACAACCCCAUAAACUCUUACCCCAACGACCCCAGGCCCUGAAGUUUUCCUUGAUUUCAAAAAUAAAUCUUUCUUUCCCAAAGUAACUCUAGUCCUAAGUUUGUCCCUAUCCCUCCUAGGCUGUCUGCUGAAUGGGGCUUAGGUAGGGACUUCUUACUCCUCUUUUUGCGUCCCCCUUCUUCAGGCUUCAGAUGUAGGGGUAUAUGGGUGAGAGUAGGUGAAGCUUGGUUGCCACGAUAGGGUCAGACUAUUUCUUUGAAUGCCUUCCGUCUGGAACUUGGUCUGGAUUUGUAGUCUCCCUCCUCUGUCUGAUAACAUUAGUUCAUUAAACUGACAUUGAACGAGUCUACUACGGGCCAGGCUCAGAAUAGAGUGAACAUCUCAGAAAAGAUUCUUGUCCUUACUGAGCUGGCAUACAGGAUCAAAAUCAGGCAUCCUGGUUCCUACUUUUCAGUUGUCCUGUAGGGAUGCUGGAACUUCCAACCUCAAAUUAACUAUUUAAAAAAAAUUUUUUUAAAUGUUUAUUAUUUUGUUUUUGAGAGAGAGAAAGAGAGACAGAGUGUGAGUGGGGGAGGGGCAGACAGAGAGGGAGACACAGAUCAGAGGCAGGCUUAACCGACUGAGCCACCCGGUGUCCCUCAAAUUAACUAUUAAAGGAGAUUCCUUCUUUAGGAAACCAUUAGGAUUCAAGGUAUGGUUGAGUUUCUUUUUUUUCUUUUACAUUUUUACAGCUUUAAUGAGUUAUAAUUGACAUUCAGUAAACUACACAUACUUAAAGUGUACAAUUUGAUAAGUUUUGACAUAUGUGCACACCGAUAACACCCAUCACACAAUCAGGAUAAUGAACAUACGACUCCCAAAGAAUCCCCCCCUUUUUUUUUUAUUAUUUUUUUAACGUUUAUUUAUUUUUGAGACAGAGAGAGACAGAGCAUGAACGGGAGAGGGUCAGAGAGAGGGAGACACAGAAUCUGAAACAGGCUCCAGGCUCUGAGCUGUCAGCACAGAGCCCGACGCGGGGCUCGAACUCACGGAUCAUGAGAUCAUGACCUGAGCUGAAGUUGGAAGCUUAACCGACUGAGCCACCCAGGCGCCCCCCCUUCUCUUUUUUUUUAAAUUUUUCCCUCCAAAUCACUGAAAAUUCUAGAGGAUACAAACUAGUCCAUAGUAACUUUUUAAAAAAAGUUUAUUUAGAGAGAGAGAGACAGCAUGCGCAAGAGGGACAAGGACAGAGAGAGAGAGAGAGAGAGAAUCCCAACCAGGCUCCACACUGUCAGUGCAGAGCUCAAUGCGGGGCUUGAAUUCCAGAACCAUGACCUGAGCCGAAGUCAAUGCUUAACAGACUGAGCCACCCAAGUGUCCCCAUAGUAACUUUUGAUCUAUAUGACUGAGCAGAACAAAAAAUGAGCUCAGGGACUGAUGAAGACUCAACUGUUCCAAGGGGCAGUUAGAAUUUAGAACCAAGUACUUGAGCUUGAGUUCAGCUUGAGGUCUUACCAUUGCUGGCAGCAAACAGCAGGGAAAGAACCUGAGUGUCAGGAGAGGGUGCACAUCUUCCCUAAGAAUGAAAUCCACAAAGUAGUCAGUAAUGGUCCAAUUCAACAGGUAUCUGGGGAUAUCGGUAGGCUGGUACCUUGAUUCUUGUGGUUUGGGUGGGGUCUCAUGGGAAUGAUUAUACUGAAGGUUUAAUCUAAAUGAGAGGAUUAUUUAUAUUAUUUAUUAAAGUACUAUUUUAUGCCAA